This is a messenger RNA of Pseudophryne corroboree (corroboree frog), 2230 nucleotides long. Its product is annotated as cytochrome P450 2F2-like. The record is from RefSeq and is a predicted model, not a curated record. Gene Ontology annotation, biological process: epoxygenase P450 pathway; xenobiotic metabolic process. Bases 98 to 1579 code for a protein of 493 amino acids. The transcript is spliced from 9 exons. Gene Ontology annotation, molecular function: arachidonate epoxygenase activity; iron ion binding; oxidoreductase activity, acting on paired donors, with incorporation or reduction of molecular oxygen, reduced flavin or flavoprotein as one donor, and incorporation of one atom of oxygen. Lineage: Eukaryota; Metazoa; Chordata; Amphibia; Anura; Myobatrachidae. Gene Ontology annotation, cellular component: intracellular membrane-bounded organelle; cytoplasm.
AGUUAGUUUGAGCUAAAAAGCACCCGAUACAAGGUCUAAUCAGCUCCAGUGGUUUCGCUAAGAACAUAAGAAUAAUCACCUGAUCUCUGUUGGCAGGAUGGAUGUCUGCUCACUAUGUACAGUGCUCCUGGUGCUUCUAGUCACCUGCUUGUUGGUUAAGUACUGGAAGAUGAUGUUGGAAAGAGACAAACUUUCCCCUGGACCAACUCCUCUUCCCAUUAUUGGAACCCUCUACAAGAUGGACAUCAGCAAUAUUGUGCAUUCACUAUUGGAGUUGCGUAAAACCUAUGGAGACAUAUUUACUAUAUACGAAGGGAACCGUCCUUGUGUUGUGCUGUGUGGAUAUAAAGCUAUAAAGGAGACUCUGACUGACAAGGCAGAAGAAUUCAGCGGUCGUGCUGAUUAUCCUUCUUACACUGACUUUACAAAUGGUGAUGAUUUGGUGUGCAGCAAUGGUGAACAGUGGAAGAAGCUGAGGAAUUUUACUCUGAUUACACUGACUAAUUUCGGGAUGGGGAAACGUAGCAUUGAGGAGCGGAUAAAGGAGGAGGCCGAGUAUCUCAUUGAUAUGCUGAGAAAAACAAACGGUUCACCAAUAAAUCCCAAACAUCAGUUACACUGCUCUGUUUCUAACAUCAUUUGCUCUGUCUUGUUUGGGAAACGGUUCGAUUAUCAGGAUAAAGACUUUCACAGCCUUAUGCAUUGCCUCCAGGACACCUUCGGGAUCAUGAGUAAUCCUUGGGGGCUGAUAUACAACAUCUACCCAAACCUCAUGAGGUACAUGCCAGGACCUCAUAAACAACUGACGAAGAAUUUUACAUUUAUAACGGACUAUAUCAGGAAAAGAGUGGAGAAAAAUAUGAAGACGUUGGACAGGAAUAAUCCCAGGGAUUAUAUAGACUGUUUCCUGAUCAAAAUGGAGAAGGAAGAGAACAAUAAUGCCACCUACUUUAACCACAACACUUUGGUUAUGGUGAUGAUGACCUUGAUCUUUGCUGGGACUGAAACAUUGGGCAAUACCAUGUGCUACCUCUUUUUACUUCUUCUAAAACACCCCAAUGUAGCAGAGAAGGUCUGCCAAGAGGUAGACAGUGUCAUUGGUGAUCGCCCACCAAAUUAUGAGGACAGACAUAAGAUGCCUUAUACGGAAGCAUUUAUACUUGAGGUUCAGCGAUAUGCUGAUGUAGUUCCAUUAGGUCUUCCACAUGUUCUGACCAAGGACACCCAGAUUCGUAAUUACACAUUUCGUAAGGGAACAAUCUUCCACCCACUACUUACAUCUGUGCACUAUGAUGAGACCCAGUUCAACACUCCCAGUCAUUUUAACCCAAAUAAGUUUCUGGAUGAAAAUGGGAAGAUAAAGAAACACAAUGCACUGAUGCCAUUUUCAGCAGGCAAAAGAAUAUGUCCUGGUAUGAGUUUGGCCAGUAUGGAAAUUUUCUUGUUUGUCACCACAAUGCUGCAAAACUUUACCAUCAAGUCACCAAUCCCCGCUGAAGAGAUCUCCGUUGCUCCAGUGGGUGUGGGUCUUGCACACAUUCCUCCCAACUAUGAGUUUUGUCUUAUACCUCGUUCCUGAAGGAAUCAUUUUGUAUAACUAUCAGAAUGUGGAUUGUAAUCAGUAAAACUUUCAUGACUGCAAGGGGCCAGUAAAGUAGAAUAUUUUCAGAUACCUAGCCAGGAUGGUUUUUGUUUUCUGUGGAUUGCAGAAAAUAGCACAAGUGGAGGGAUUAAUGAAUAAUAACUGAAUAUUGGCACUAAGGUUUGGCCAGAGAGAUUAAUUAUGAUGUUUCAAUGAUUGCACAAUGUAUGUUCUGCAUUUUGUUUAUGUAAGUUACAUGUCAAGUGUGACAAUCAUUUAUGUGUAGGAGGGAGGUAAGAUAUAAUCUCUACGAGUAUGAGGGGAACAGUAUAACUUAAAUAGCAUUUCUGAUAAUUAGUUAUUAGUUUUAUACUUUAGUUAAUAUUUUGUUUUAUUAUUCCUGUUUUUCCAAUGCAAGCAAUAAUUUUUGGGUAAAGGAAACAUUUUCCAUAGAAAUAAAGACUUAAUUUAAUAUUGCAUUUAGGUAUUAUUUUAAAUUAUAGAUGAGAGAGUGCUGGGGAGAGGUUCCAGUGGAAGGGGACAGUAUGUGGGUCUCAGGAGACUGAGAGGGAAGAUUGUAUUGGGUUAGAGGAUAUCAAACAAAUAGGAUAGACACUUGGCGCAAAUAUUUGAAAAAGAUAAUUUAAA